UCCCACAGAAAGUCUCUGCGGUGUUCUUACAGGAAGCGCGCUCCCCCUCCUGCUGUCCAUGCACAGGUACCACUUCUGUUUGUCCGGGAGACCGGAAGUAGAACUGUGUGCGCCUGCGGUUGGAACUGCGUUUCCCAGAAGCUUCUGGGGCUCGUCCGGAAGUGACCCGUAAGCUCCGCCCACCUGUCGCUGUUCCUUCCCGGGAUCGCCAUGGCGCCCACCAUCCAGACUCAGGCGCAGCGGGAGGAGGCGGGCCACAGGCCCAAUUCUCACCGGACGCUUCCGGAGAGAUCAGGGGUGGUGUGCCGUGUCAAGUAUUGUAAUAGUCUUCCUGAUAUCCCUUUUGACCCCAAAUUCAUCACAUACCCGUUUGACCAGAACAGGUUUGUCCAGUACAAAGCCACCUCUCUGGAGAAGCAACACAAGCACGACCUGCUGACUGAGCCCGACCUGGGGGUCACCAUAGAUCUGAUCAACCCCGAUACGUACCGCAUCGACCCCAAUGUUCUCCUGGAUCCAGCUGAUGAGAAGUUACUGGAGGAGGAGAUCCAAGCGCCAACCAGCUCCAAGAGAUCCCAGCAGCACGCCAAGGUGGUGCCAUGGAUGAGGAAGACUGAAUACAUCUCCACAGAGUUCAACCGCUACGGUGUCUCCAAUGAGAAGCCAGAGGUUAAGAUUGGUGUGUCUGUCAAGCAACAGUUCACAGAGGAGGAAAUCUACAAAGACCGAGACAGCCAGAUCGCAGCCAUUGAAAAGACCUUUGAGGAUGCCCAGAAAUCGAUCUCUCAGCAUUACAGCAAACCUCGGGUUACCCCAGUGGAAGUCAUGCCUGUAUUCCCUGACUUCAAGAUGUGGAUCAACCCCUGUGCUCAGGUCAUCUUUGACUCUGACCCAGCACCCAAGGACACCAGUGGUUCAGCCGCCCUCGAGAUGAUGUCUCAGGCUAUGAUCAGGGGCAUGAUGGACGAGGAAGGGAACCAGUUUGUGGCAUAUUUCCUUCCUGUGGAUGACACGAUGCGGAAACGGAAACGUGACCAAGAGGAGGAGAUGGAUUAUGCCCCCGAGGAUGUGUAUGAAUAUAAGAUUGCCCGCGAGUACAACUGGAACGUGAAGAACAAGGCCAGCAAAGGCUACGAGGAGAACUACUUCUUCAUUUUCCGCGAGGGCGAUGGCGUCUAUUACAACGAGCUGGAGACCAGGGUGCGUCUGAGCAAGCGGCGUGCCAAGGCUGGCGUGCAGUCGGGUACCAACGCUGUGCUGGUGGUGAAGCACAGAGACAUGAAUGAGAAGGAGCUGGAGGCGCAGGAAGCCCGGAAAGCUCAGCUGGAGAACCAUGAGCCAGAGGAAGAGGAGGAGGAAGAGAUGGACUUGGGCAAAGAGGCACAAGGAUCAGACGAAGAGCAGGAGAAAGGCAGCGAGAGUGAGAAGGAGCCCAGCGAAGCGGAGGAAGAGGAGGAGGAGGAGGAAGAGGAGGAGGAAGGCCGCUCGGCCAGCGAGAGCGAGAGGGAGGCCAGCGAAGGGGAGGUCGCGGGCGGCGAGGAGAGCGAGGAGGAUGAGCGGGCGGCCCGAGACAAGGAGGAGAUCUUUGGCAGCGACGACGACGAGGAGGAGGACUCUGAGCUAGAGGGCGGCCAGCCGGAGGGAGAAGAGGAGAGUGGCAGUGAGGAAGAGGAGGAGGAGGAGGACAACGCGGGGAGAGGGAGCCGGCGCCAGCAGCGCCGUGGCAGCCGCAGCCCUCUCCUCAGCGGCAGCGACCGCUCUAACCACGAGGAUGAAGACGAGGAAGAGGGGGAGGUCAGUGCGAGCGAGGCGGCUUCGGAGUCCAGCGAGGAGGGCAGCGACAGCGACUGAACAGCAGCCCGUGUUCGGCAGCAUCAGACGCCCUGCGGCGGAGUAUGAGUGGACCCCUUGCCUGGGAAUGACUUGCUGCUGAUCGGAGCUGGCGAUGCUGCCAGUCCUUGUUCAGUUUGGGGAGCUCAAGGAGCAGAUGCCAGGAUCCCCUCCCUCCACUCCCCUCAGUGCUGGCACAGAACUAUUGCCAGGUUCCUAGUGCAGAAAGAUGGGGUCCCCCCCACAGGAGUGAGAGUGAGUGUGUGUGUUAGUGCUCUUGCUGUCCUUUUUGUUGUGUUUUCUGUUCCCUGCUGUACAUAAUGUGUGCUAUCGCAGCUCACCUUUUUGCAAUAAAGAUGGGAUUUCUUUUGUUUUC
Hemicordylus capensis (graceful crag lizard) is the source of this 2206-nucleotide messenger RNA. It is a transcript of the gene PAF1, whose product is annotated as PAF1 homolog, Paf1/RNA polymerase II complex component. The transcript is spliced from 14 exons. The coding region runs from base 211 to 1851 and encodes 546 amino acids. Gene Ontology annotation, biological process: transcription elongation by RNA polymerase II. NCBI's taxonomy places the organism in Eukaryota, Metazoa, Chordata, Lepidosauria, Squamata, Cordylidae. Gene Ontology annotation, cellular component: Cdc73/Paf1 complex. The record is from RefSeq and is a predicted model, not a curated record. Gene Ontology annotation, molecular function: RNA polymerase II complex binding; chromatin binding.